Phanerochaete carnosa HHB-10118-sp is the source of this 564-nucleotide messenger RNA. RefSeq lists its product as uncharacterized. Lineage: Eukaryota; Fungi; Basidiomycota; Agaricomycetes; Polyporales; Phanerochaetaceae. The record is from RefSeq and is a predicted model, not a curated record. The coding region runs from base 1 to 564 and encodes 187 amino acids. The transcript is spliced from 5 exons.
AUGGCACCCACACUAAGCACUCUCGACGACGAAUUUGCUGAAUUUGCUGAGAGAGGCCCCGGCUCGGUACACUCGUCUUCUGAUCUGACUGCCUCAACCAGAAAACGGCGUGAACGAGACAAUGAUGAGUACAGCGGCGACGACCUCAGCAAUGACCCUCUUCACCUUGAUCAAUCCGAUCCUGACUCACGAUCCACCACUGCGCCUCCUGACCCAGCCUCGACAAGAAUUCAACCUAACCGAAACUACAUAGAUUCAUAUCAGGACUCGCAAGUCAUUCGAGAAGCAAAGAUAUAUGCCGCGCUGCUCGUCGCUCAACAGCGAGACGAAGACCAGAGUGUCGAGAAGGCUCCCUGGCAACCUUCAAAAGAGUUCAAGGUGCAGACCAAUGUCCGAGCAUGGGUGUUGGGUAUCUUCCUGUCUCCAUGCCUUCCAGCUUACAAGGGGGACAUUGCUGUCAACAGAAUGAUGUCUGUUACCAAAAGAGAACGAUCGGUCUUCGAGCUGCCUCCCAGCAACAACAAGGACUUCGCUAAGUGGGGAACCAUUACCAAUAUCAUUUAA